Molecule: messenger RNA, 372 nt
Organism: Penicilliopsis zonata CBS 506.65
Lineage: Eukaryota; Fungi; Ascomycota; Eurotiomycetes; Eurotiales; Aspergillaceae
Exons: 2
Coding region: 1-372 (123 amino acids)
Source: RefSeq, a predicted model, not a curated record
AUGGGCAACCUCUGCUCCUCCCGCAGCGAAGCCGACCCCUUCACUCAACCAGGUCGUGUCCUGGGUUCUUCCUCAACACAAGCACAACCGGCACAGCAACCAAGUCGUGUCCCCCUCCCUUCGAAAGCGAACUUCUCCACCCCGGGCCGAACACUAGGCGCCCCCGCGACUGAAGAUACCGCCGAUGCAAGGGCCCAAGCCGCCCUAGCCGCUCAGAAACGAGCAGAAGCCACAUCCGGAAAGGGAAAACUGGGGAGCAAACUUGCGGCGCAAAAGGCCCAGACACAGGCCCAGACGUUGUCCGAGGCCAGUCGGGACGAGAGGGCGAAUCGACGCUUGGAUGAUACGGUGACCACGAGUAGAUGGGAAUGA